Messenger RNA from Paramecium primaurelia, 567 nucleotides. The record is from the annotation of a GenBank genome assembly. NCBI's taxonomy places the organism in Eukaryota, Ciliophora, Oligohymenophorea, Peniculida, Parameciidae.
AUGGAUGAUUAUAUAAACCUUUUAAAUGAAAGUUCUGAUUGUUUAACUUUGAAUUCUGAAAAUUAUAGUUAAUUAGAAAAUAUCUUAUUUGCUAAAUUUAAUAUUAUUAGAUAAAAACAUGAAGAAUUGAAUAAGAAAUACAAGAUGGCAUAAUAGAAUUUUAAAGCUCAAAGAUACUAAAAUUAGUUACUAAAAAAAUAAAUUGUAGAUAUUCAUUCUUAAUUGGAAGAAGAAAAAUAGAAAAACUUUGUAUUGUUAGAUAUAAAUGAGAAAUUGAAAAAGAAAUAUAGAGAUUUAUAAAAUAAAACACAUUUUGUUUAAAAUUCAUUUAUGUAAGAUAGAAUGAAAUUUGAUCAUAAACGAUAGAAUUAAUUUCAAUAAAGUAUAUCAGUAGAUGAAAGUGAUAGGGGUACAACAUAAUAAACUUAUGAAACAAAUGAUGAUUAAUAAAAUGUGACUAAAUUCUUAAAAACUUAAAUGCGAAAGUUAAGGCAGAACAAUUAAUAAAUUGAUGAUUAUUCUCGUCUAUAUAAAAAAAUUAGUGAACAUAAUAAUGAUGACUUUUGA